Molecule: messenger RNA, 1473 nt
Organism: Phaeodactylum tricornutum CCAP 1055/1
Lineage: Eukaryota; Bacillariophyta; Bacillariophyceae; Surirellales; Neidiaceae
Exons: 1
Biological process (GO): translational initiation
Cellular component (GO): eukaryotic translation initiation factor 3 complex; cytoplasm
Molecular function (GO): translation initiation factor activity
Source: RefSeq, a predicted model, not a curated record
AGUGGUUCUGAUAGUGCGUUGCCGCAGGCAUUGACGGAUUUCGUCUUUGAUUUAUACGAUUCCGUCACUCUUUCGCAGCUUUCGGAAGAACAAGGAAAGCUCUACAAUACUGAUUUUCGCGAUUUGAGUUCCAAGUAUUUUGGUUCACAGCCCUGGCCUUCGCCACAGUCGAUCGCCUCGGAAUGUAACGGUGAUCCAAUGUUUUUAGCGUUAUACCGGGAAUUGACGCAACGCCACUGGCACGCUGUGUCGCGCCCCAGUAUUCGUGAUCGUAUCGAAGGAUGGCAGGUAUACCGCGAAUUGUUCGAAGAAAUCCUGGAAGCGGACGAGCCCAACUUCUUCCUGGUUCCGUCUUGGAUCUUCGAUAUCCUCCAGGAAUUCGUCUACCAAUUCCAGGGCUUCUGUCAGAUUCGAUCUGCAGUUUACGCGUCGGCACGGAAACAAGGUAUUUUGUCGGACGACGGUACCAUCCAGGAGGGAAGCAGCAGCCAGAGCACUAACUUGGUGGAGAAUCUGAGCGUUUUACAGAAUGCUGGAGAUGCAUGGGAAGUUGAAGCAGUUUACGGCUAUUUACAUCGCAUGGUCCACCGCGGUAUGCCUGCUGGCGGUGCCACCAUUCAUCCCGUCUCGUCGUACCUGAGUUUGUUUUCCUCGGUGAGCUUGUCUCGCCUUGACUGCCUAUUGGGUGACUACACAAGCUCCCUCCAGGCCUUAUCCCCGUUGACGAUUCACGGGGAGUACGUCAUUCCAAAAGAUGAAGGAAGUACUGUUACUAGUGUCCUUCAUUCGGUCUUUCCCGCCCGUAUUUCCGUUGUCUAUCAUGCUGGAGUUAGCUUUUUAAUGCUGCGUCGAUACAAAGACGCCGUCAAGAUUCUCGCCGACCUGUGUGCGUACAUGCAGCGGGGAUUCAAGAGCGGUCAGCUGCGUAAACUUCCAGGAUCGGACCAGUUUAACAAACAGUACGAACGCAUGUUGUCGUUGUUGGCAAUUUUAAACCACAUCUGCCCCACCAAUGGAUGGAUGGAAGACUCCGUGGCACGUGUCGUUCGCGAAAAGCACAGUGCCAAGUUGGAAGCGGCCAGUUCCAUGGAAGAAUGGUUUCAGAGUCCAAAGUUCAUUUCCACCGAUCCUAGCUUUGGUCUCUACCGUCAACAAGUACAGAUCUUUCUUCAAGAAAUGUCUACCCAGCCAGCGGGUCAUAAGUUACGCACCUAUCUCAAGUUGUAUACGUCGCUUCCGGUCGAAAAGCUCGCAAAAUUUCACGAUAUGUCGGUUCCCGAUUUUUUGCCUUUGUUGCUUGCUUACAAAUUGCGAAUGCGGCAAGUGGAACGGGGCGAAGGUGAUUCGUACAUUGGUGGCACCCAGAGAUCGGCUCUGGAUAUCCAUUACUACUUGAACGGCGCCCUCGUUCACGUCGACGAAGCGGAAAAGACUCGACAAUUCGAAAAUUACUUUGUAGCGCAAAUUGCUCAG